UUCUUUUUGACAACUGGCGUCAGCGUGUUUCGACCUUUUCCGGUUUAAUCGUUCAACAUGGCAGUCGGUAAAAAUAAGGGUCUUUCCAAAGGUGGUAAGAAAGGUGGAAAGAAGAAGGUGGUAGAUCCAUUUUCACGCAAGGACUGGUACGAUGUUAAAGCUCCAAAUAUGUUUCAAACCCGUCAAAUCGGGAAGACUCUUGUGAACCGUACUCAGGGACAAAGAAUUGCCUCUGACUAUUUAAAAGGUCGCGUUUUCGAAGUGUCUUUGGCUGACUUGCAAAAGGACAUUGACCCAGAGAGGUCAUUCCGAAAAUUUCGUCUUAUUGCUGAAGAUGUUCAGGACCGCAAUGUUCUUUGCAACUUUCAUGGUAUGGAUCUGACUACAGAUAAAUAUAGAUCUAUGGUGAAAAAGUGGCAAACAUUAAUUGAAGCGAUAGUCGAAGCUAAAACUAUUGACGGAUACCUCUUACGGGUCUUCUGUAUUGGUUUUACUGCCAAGGAUCAACAGUCUCAGCGUAAAACUUGCUAUGCUCAACAGUCGCAGGUGCGCAAGAUUCGCGCUCGUAUGACUGAUAUUAUAACUAAUGAAGUCAGCGGUGCCGAUCUAAAGCAACUAGUUAACAAGCUUGCAUUAGACUCAAUAGCAAAAGAUAUAGAGAAAAGCUGUCAGCGCAUUUAUCCUUUACAUGAUGUUUACAUUCGUAAAGUCAAGGUAUUGAAGAAGCCACGUUUUGACGUCUCUAAACUUUUGGAGUUGCACGGCGAUGGAGGUGGAAAGUCAUCCGACCCUGUUGUGUCUACCGAAGGGGCUGUAAUUGAUCGCCCAGAAGGAUAUGAACCGCCAGUUCAAGAGGCCGUUUAAAAAAUGUGAAAUGGAUUUUUAAUGUAUUGCAUUCACAGAUAAUACAAAAUACACUCUGUGCUUUGUAGACCAUA
Drosophila bipectinata is the source of this 938-nucleotide messenger RNA. It is a transcript of the gene RpS3A, whose product is annotated as ribosomal protein S3A. The record is from RefSeq and is a predicted model, not a curated record. Gene Ontology annotation, molecular function: structural constituent of ribosome. NCBI's taxonomy places the organism in Eukaryota, Metazoa, Arthropoda, Insecta, Diptera, Drosophilidae. Gene Ontology annotation, cellular component: ribosome; cytosol. Gene Ontology annotation, biological process: translation.